Odocoileus virginianus texanus is the source of this 930-nucleotide messenger RNA. The record is from RefSeq and is a predicted model, not a curated record. Lineage: Eukaryota; Metazoa; Chordata; Mammalia; Artiodactyla; Cervidae.
UGGGAUUUCCUUAAACUCCUAGGAGCUGAGGUGACCUACAUGAACAUGACUGCCUACAACAAGGGCCGACUGCAGUCCUCCUUCUGGAUCGUGGACAAACAGCAUGUUUACAUCGGCAGUGCCGGUUUGGACUGGCGGUCUCUGGGACAGAUGAAAGAACUCGGUGUCAUCUUCUACAACUGCAGCUGCCUGGUCCUAGAUUUACAAAGGAUAUUCGCUUUAUAUAGUUCAUUAAAAUUCAAGAACAGAGUACCUCAGACUUGGUCCAAGAGACUUUAUGGAGUCUAUGACAAUGAAAAGAAAUUGCAGCUUCAGUUGAACGAAACCAAAUCUCAAGCAUUUGUGUCGAAUUCUCCCAAACUCUUUUGCCCUAAAAACAGAAGCUUUGACAUAGACGCCAUCUACAGUGUGAUAGAUGAUGCCAAGCAGUACGUGUACAUCGCUGUCAUGGACUACCUGCCUAUCUCCAGCACAAGCACCAAAAGGACUUACUGGCCAGACUUGGAUGGGAAAAUCAGAGAAGCAUUAGUUUUGCGGAGCGUCAAAGUUCGACUCCUUAUAAGCUUUUGGAAGGAAACUGACCCCCUCACAUUUAACUUUAUUUCAUCUCUUAAAGCUAUUUGCACUGAAAUAGCCAACUGCAGUUUGAAAGUUAAAUUCUUUGAUCUGGAAAGAGAGAAUGCUUGCAUUACAAAAGAACAAAGGAAUCACACCUUUCCUAGAUUAAACCGCAACAAGUAUAUGGUGACGGAUGGCGCAGCUUAUAUUGGAAAUUUUGACUGGGUGGGGAAUGACUUCACCCAGAAUGCUGGCACAGGCCUUGUUAUCAACCAGGCAGACGUGAGGAACAACACAAGCAUCAUUAAGCAACUCAAGGAUGUGUUUGAGAGGGACUGGUACUCGCCCUAUGCCAGAACCUUGCAUCUCUGA